AUGCAUCCAGAGCGAGACUCUAUGUUUCCACCUAGUUGCCGCCACGGACUUCUUAAGAGCGAUUGGCGCAUAAUAUGGUCUGAAAUGAUCCUCUUCAUCAUUAGCGGUACCCGUAGAAAUGCACAUACGGGAUUGACCCGUAAAAGUGAGCGACAAAUAGCCGAGCUAAGAGCAAUACAAGACAAGGGAUUGCAAUUUGCAGUUCCAGUAGCCUAUAUGCGCAAACCAAAGAAGCAGCCUGCCGAAGUUCCCGAGUGUGAUGUUCAAGGCGUCAAAACAGCUGCACAACUACUAGAGGAGCAAGCCGUACUGAUAUUCAUCAUAGCUCAACACUAUCAAUUAUUGCUCAACGCAAAUCAUAACUCACCAAAAGGAAACGCAUCUCGUAAAAUUUCAGUAUAG
This is a messenger RNA of Strongylus vulgaris, 402 nucleotides long. NCBI's taxonomy places the organism in Eukaryota, Metazoa, Nematoda, Chromadorea, Rhabditida, Strongylidae. The record is from the annotation of a GenBank genome assembly.